CGGACGAAUAAAGGACAAACUGAAUCAUUUUAAAUGAAAGUUUAUUAAUUGUCCGUAUUUUUAAAUUUUUAAUGACGAUGUACAAGCAAACAAGUCAGCAAAUUUUUAACGUCGAGAAAAUAGAAAAUAGGGACUUAUCUCUUAGCAACUCAGCUCCAGAUAAGUGUCAACCAAAAUUAAUCCAUGGCGGAAAUUAUAUCAAGGAAGACAGAGAUUCGAUUAAAAGCUUCACUUGCUUAAUUUUUUCUCCGAAGGAAGAAGAUGAAGUUGGAUCGCUAGGAAAAUAUCUUCAGCUUUUCGUCAAACACAAAGUGAAUCUAUUGCACAUUGAAUCCAGAAGUUCUCUUCGAAGACCAAAUAAUUAUGAAUUUAUGGUAGACUGUGCACCAGGUGGUAAUAUAACUUCUGUAAUUGAAGCUUUACAAAAUCAAUGCAGCUACUUUUCGAUAAUCUCUAGUAAUCACAAAGACAAUAUAAAUACAGUACCAUGGUUUCCAAGAAGAAUACGCGACCUCGAUAAGUUUGCUAAUCAAAUUUUGUCUUAUGGUGCCGAACUUGACAGCGAUCAUCCAGGUUUUACCGAUCCUGUAUACAGGAAAAGAAGAAAAUUUUUUGCAGAUAUUGCUUAUCAUUACAAACACGGACAACCUAUUCCAAAAGUGGAAUAUACGCCUGAAGAAAUAGCUACGUGGGGUGUAAUUUUUAAAAACUUAACCAAGCUUUAUUCAAAGUAUGCGUGCAGAGAACAUAAUCACGUUUUUCCGCUACUUAUCGAAAACUGCGGCUAUCGAGAAGACAAUAUACCCCAAUUAGAAGAUAUAUCCAAUUUUUUGAAAGAUUCUACCGGCUUUACACUUCGCCCAGUGGCAGGAUUAUUAUCUUCACGUGAUUUUCUGGCUGGAUUAGCCUUCAGAGUAUUUCAUAGCACGCAAUAUAUACGACAUAGCAGUAAACCAUUUUAUACGCCGGAACCGGACGUGUGCCAUGAGAUUUUAGGCCAUGUACCACUCCUCGCUGAUCCAUCUUUUGCACAGUUUUCACAAGUUAUCGGUUUGGCAUCCCUUGGUGCUCCAGAUGAAUAUAUAGACAAACUUGCAACGUGCUUCUGGUUUACGGUAGAAUACGGAAUAUGUCGACAAAACGGAGAAUUAAAGGCAUACGGUGCUGGUUUACUCUCAUCUUUUGGCGAAUUGGAAUAUUGUUUGAGCGGCAAGCCAGAGCUUCGACCUUUUGAUCCACCGAAGACAGCAUUGCAAAAAUAUCCGAUAACAGAAUAUCAACCAGUAUAUUUUGUUGCUGAAGACUUUGAAGACGCCAAGCAAAAGAUGAUAAAAUUUGCUCAAAACAUACCGAGGAAAUUCGGAGUGAGAUACGAUGCUUAUACGCAGAGUAUCAGCAUUAUCGAUAGUAAACAACAAGUGGAAGCUCUUGUAAAUAACGUGAACCAAGAAGUACAAAUUUUGACGGAUGCGUUAAGAAAACUGCACCCUUAAUUUUAUUUUACGUUAUUUCUACAUAAUAUGUUUUAAAAUAAUCAGU
Molecule: messenger RNA, 1539 nt
Organism: Cyphomyrmex costatus
Lineage: Eukaryota; Metazoa; Arthropoda; Insecta; Hymenoptera; Formicidae
Gene: Hn
Product: phenylalanine hydroxylase
Exons: 8
Coding region: 72-1493 (473 amino acids)
Biological process (GO): L-phenylalanine catabolic process; L-tyrosine biosynthetic process
Molecular function (GO): phenylalanine 4-monooxygenase activity; iron ion binding
Source: RefSeq, a predicted model, not a curated record